CCUUGGUCCCAACAGUCUUAUGUGACAGUUGGUGAGAGAGGAGCUAAAUGAUGGAGAUUCUGAGCGUUGGCAAGCGAAAAAGAAGAAGAGAAGAAGAGCAAGAAGAGGAGAUCAUUUCCCCUGGGUGCAGCCCUGAAUUCAAAAGGGCCAAGCCCCAGGGUGAUCUGCGUGGGACCAGCACCCCUACAGCUGAGGAACCGGUGCCAGAGGGGGAGCCAUGGAACACCCUGACCAACCUGGCUGAUGCCCUGCAGACCUUCAGGGAGUAUGGAGAGGAGUGUUACCUCUAUAAAAAAGGCCUGGAGGGAGAUUAUCAGCUGGAAAACUUCCUAGAAAAUCAAAAGGAAAUAAAUCCUGCAUCCUGGAACCACAUCACCACCCUAAUGAUUAAUGUGCACAGGUACCUGAGAUUGGACUUUCAGACCCUGUGCCUGGGUAUCAACUUCCUGGAGCGGUAUGUGUCCUGCACUCCUACUGACCCCGACACCCUAACAAGAGUGGGAGCCACUUGCCUCUACAUGGCUUACAAAGUGGCUGAAUUAAGGUACCCCCUCCCCCCCAAGCUCUUCCUACCUCUGUUUGACUACAGAAUGACACCAGCUGAAAUGCGUCACCUGGAGAGAACCAUCCUAAGGAAGUUGCUGUUUCGCCUGGGGGUUCCAACCAUCGAUUUCUUUUUGGAGCACUUCUCCCUGUUGAGACUGACCAACCAGGAGGAGUGUUCCCCUGCCCAGCACACAAGAGCAGCCAAAAGCCUAACAGCUGCCCGAGGCAUCGCAGCACUGUGCCUGAACCAACAUCAUGAGUUCUACAAGCACAAACCAUCUCUCAUGGCACUGUGCUGCCUCAAUGUGGCAGACAAAUUGUUUCAUUACAACAACCCUGUCAAAGUGGCCCCCACUGACUACCCAGAACACCAAAUUGAGGAGUGCAUGGAAAAGAUCUGCCAUCUAGUCUCUAUAGGCCGCUACUUUUUACAUCCACUGCUGCCAGGAGUUUAUCCAGAAAUAUUUCCAGCAUUUAAUCCUCCCACCACAAGGCCUGCAGCAACACCUACCAACCAACAUCUACCUGAAGGCAGAGAGAGAACACCAGAGGUGGCAUCAACAUCCAGGGACACAGCAGGUUCCCAGCACUUAGAGAUGGCAGAAAGAUCCAGCCAUUCUCAGGACAUGGAAGGGGCCGGUUAUGUGCUACACAACACAUACUGGCCUACUGAUCCAUACAGGCAAGUAUACAUGCACCCCUACAUGCCAACACCUCCAUACUGGCACCCAUACAUGCCCCCAGAUUCCUACUGGCACCCAUACAUGCCCCCAGAUUCCUACUGGCACCCAUACAUGCAUACACUGCCAUAUGGAUACGUAUUUCCUUACUGGUAGACACACAGGCACACACUGAGGCCUACAUGUCCAUACUACUUACCAUUUAAUACAAGUGCCACUAUUGGGGAUCACUAUUUCUGGUAAGACCAUGGGUGGGGUGCAAUUUGCCUUUCCAUCCAUCUAUAGUGACAUUGAGCCCAGGACAUUCAAGUUAUGAUUGUAUUAGAAUGCAUUCAUGCUCAUCUAAUCUCACAGAUACAGACAGACAUUUCUAAACUGACAGAUCCUCACAUUACGUACUGAUGACUGAUAUUCAACUGACAGCUUUAGUUUUUGCCAAAAUCCAAGAACAUGUUUCCCUACAGACAGACAUCAGGAUUUGCAAGCGGUGUAUUGAUCCUGGGAGUAAUUCCGAUUGCCAUUUAGGAGUCAGGAAGGAAUUUUUGCCUCUAGUGAAGCAGAUUGGCCCAAGCUUCUCUCUAGGUUUUUUGCCUUCCUUGGGAUCAAACAGCCCUAUGUGGUGGGGUUACCAGACCCUCUGGUGAUGGGAGGACACGUAUAGAAGGUGCAUUUAUAUUGCAGCGUGCAGCUCUUUCUAUAUGUGCCCUCUGAUUUCCAGUGAUCUGAUAACCCUACAGUGAGCAUCACAUUUCAUAAAUUAUAUUUUUAAUAA
Messenger RNA from Xenopus tropicalis (tropical clawed frog), 1998 nucleotides. Its product is annotated as cyclin-O protein B-like. The record is from RefSeq and is a predicted model, not a curated record. The transcript has a single exon. Bases 48 to 1382 code for a protein of 444 amino acids. NCBI's taxonomy places the organism in Eukaryota, Metazoa, Chordata, Amphibia, Anura, Pipidae.